CAUGCCGCGGCAGCGGCGAGAGGGGAGGCAGCGGCCGAUAAAUGCUAUUAGAGCAGCCGCCGCGGAGCCGUCCCCGACGCCGCCGCCUCCUGCUCCGCCGCAGUUUCCUCCGCCGCUGCCGGGGGUGCGGAGCUGAGGGACCCGGGCGAGCGCGCCGCUCGCCGCCCCGCCGGCUCGCCGCCUUCGCUCCGCUGCGCCCUCAGGGGUCGGCCGGGCGCCCCCUCCUCCGGCCCGGCCGGGGCCGCGAGCCGCCGCAGGACAGCGGGGAGGGGGCCGGGGGCCGCGGCCUGCGCUCCCUGCGGGCGGUUGAGGGCGAAGGAGGCCCUCCCUUCUGACGAGGGAAGGGGAGGGUCGGGAGCCCCCCGCCCGCCCUGCGGAGCCCGGGCGGCCCGAGGGCGGUUGUCUGGGGGAGGGGGUGCGGGGUGAUUCAGCGCCCGGCGAGGCGGAAGCGGCCGGAGCGGCAGCGGCGGCAGCGGGAGGAGGGCGAGCGGCCAGUCGGCGCCGGGGCGCCCGCGGUGGCACGAGCCCGCGGCCCGAGUGCGAGGCGGAGGCGACGAGGCCGCGGGGACGGGGGGCGAAGCCGGCCGGGCCCCCGCAGCCAUGGAGAACGCGCACACAAAGACGGUGGAGGAGGUGCUGGGCCACUUCGGCGUCAACGAGAGCACGGGGCUGAGCCUGGAGCAGGUCAAGAAGCUCAAGGAGAGAUGGGGCUCCAACGAGUUACCGGCUGAAGAAGGAAAAACCUUGCUGGAACUUGUGAUUGAGCAAUUUGAAGAUUUACUAGUUAGAAUUUUAUUGCUGGCAGCAUGUAUAUCUUUUGUUUUGGCUUGGUUUGAAGAAGGUGAAGAAACCAUUACAGCCUUUGUAGAACCUUUUGUAAUUCUGCUUAUAUUGGUAGCCAAUGCCAUCGUGGGUGUAUGGCAGGAAAGGAAUGCUGAAAAUGCAAUUGAAGCCCUUAAGGAGUAUGAGCCUGAAAUGGGCAAAGUGUAUCGGCAGGACAGAAAGAGUGUACAGCGCAUUAAAGCUAAAGACAUCGUUCCUGGUGAUAUUGUAGAAAUCGCAGUUGGUGACAAAGUUCCUGCCGACAUAAGAUUGACUUCUAUCAAGUCUACAACUCUAAGAGUUGACCAGUCAAUUCUCACAGGUGAAUCUGUCUCUGUCAUCAAGCACACUGACCCUGUCCCAGACCCGCGGGCUGUCAACCAGGAUAAGAAGAACAUGCUUUUUUCUGGCACAAACAUUGCUGCAGGGAAAGCCAUGGGAGUGGUGGUGGCAACUGGAGUCAACACUGAGAUUGGCAAGAUUCGGGAUGAGAUGGUGGCGACAGAACAGGAGAGGACGCCUCUUCAGCAGAAACUAGAUGAAUUCGGAGAACAGCUUUCCAAAGUCAUCUCCCUUAUUUGCAUUGCAGUCUGGAUCAUAAACAUUGGGCAUUUCAAUGACCCAGUUCAUGGAGGCUCCUGGAUUAGAGGUGCUAUUUACUACUUUAAGAUUGCAGUGGCCCUGGCGGUAGCAGCUAUUCCUGAAGGUCUGCCUGCCGUCAUCACCACCUGCCUGGCUCUUGGAACUCGCAGGAUGGCAAAGAAAAACGCCAUCGUCCGAAGCCUGCCUUCUGUGGAAACCCUCGGCUGCACUUCUGUGAUCUGCUCUGACAAGACUGGCACACUCACAACAAACCAGAUGUCAGUCUGCAGGAUGUUCAUCCUGGACAAGGUUGAUGGUGAUACUUGUUCCCUGAAUGAGUUCACCAUAACUGGAUCAACGUACGCACCUAUUGGAGAAGUGCAUAAAGAUGAUAAACCAGUGAAGUGUCAUCAGUAUGAUGGUCUUGUAGAAUUAGCAACAAUUUGUGCUCUUUGUAAUGACUCUGCUUUGGAUUACAAUGAGGCCAAAGGUGUGUAUGAAAAGGUUGGAGAAGCUACAGAGACUGCCCUGACGUGCCUGGUGGAGAAGAUGAACGUGUUUGACACUGAAUUGAAGGGUCUCUCUAAAAUAGAGCGCGCGAAUGCCUGCAACUCGGUCAUUAAGCAGCUGAUGAAAAAGGAAUUCACUCUAGAAUUUUCACGUGAUAGAAAAUCAAUGUCAGUGUAUUGUACGCCAAACAAACCAAGCCGGACGUCCAUGAGCAAGAUGUUUGUGAAGGGUGCUCCUGAGGGUGUCAUCGACAGGUGCACCCACAUUCGGGUUGGAAGUACCAAGGUCCCCAUGACAGCUGGAGUCAAGCAGAAGAUCAUGUCUGUCAUUCGGGAAUGGGGUAGUGGCAGCGACACACUGCGGUGCCUGGCCCUGGCCACUCACGACAACCCACUGAGAAGAGAAGAAAUGCACCUGGAGGACUCUGCCAACUUUAUUAAGUAUGAGACCAACCUGACUUUUGUUGGCUGCGUGGGCAUGCUGGAUCCUCCCAGGAUUGAGGUGGCCUCCUCCGUGAAGCUGUGCCGGCAAGCAGGCAUCCGGGUCAUCAUGAUCACCGGGGACAACAAGGGUACUGCCGUAGCCAUCUGUCGCCGCAUUGGCAUCUUUGGUCAGGAGGAGGAUGUGACGGCCAAGGCUUUCACAGGCCGGGAGUUUGACGAACUCAACCCCUCAGCCCAGCGAGAUGCUUGCCUAAAUGCCCGCUGCUUUGCUCGAGUUGAACCUUCCCACAAGUCCAAGAUCGUAGAAUUUCUUCAGUCCUUUGAUGAGAUCACAGCUAUGACUGGCGACGGUGUGAAUGAUGCCCCUGCUCUGAAGAAAGCGGAGAUUGGCAUUGCCAUGGGCUCUGGCACCGCGGUGGCUAAAACUGCCUCUGAGAUGGUCCUGGCUGAUGACAACUUCUCCACCAUUGUGGCUGCUGUGGAGGAGGGGCGGGCCAUCUACAACAACAUGAAGCAGUUCAUCCGCUACCUCAUCUCCUCCAACGUGGGGGAGGUUGUCUGCAUUUUCCUGACGGCAGCCCUUGGGUUUCCUGAGGCCCUGAUUCCCGUGCAGCUGCUCUGGGUCAAUCUGGUGACAGAUGGCCUGCCUGCCACCGCGCUGGGCUUCAACCCUCCGGAUCUGGACAUCAUGAAUAAACCGCCUCGGAACCCAAAGGAACCACUGAUCAGCGGGUGGCUCUUUUUCCGUUACCUGGCUAUUGGCUGUUACGUUGGCGCCGCGACAGUGGGUGCUGCUGCGUGGUGGUUCAUUGCUGCCGAUGGUGGUCCAAGAGUGUCCUUCUACCAGCUGAGUCACUUCCUGCAGUGUAAAGAGGACAACCCGGACUUCGAGGGCGUGGAUUGUGCAAUCUUUGAGUCUCCAUAUCCCAUGACAAUGGCACUGUCUGUUCUGGUCACCAUAGAGAUGUGCAACGCCCUCAACAGCCUGUCUGAAAACCAGUCCUUGCUGCGGAUGCCGCCCUGGGAGAACAUCUGGCUGGUGGGCUCCAUCUGCCUGUCCAUGUCACUGCACUUCCUCAUCCUCUACGUCGAGCCCCUGCCGCUUAUCUUCCAGAUCACACCGCUGAAUGUGACCCAGUGGCUGAUGGUGCUGAAAAUCUCCUUACCUGUGAUUCUCAUGGACGAGACUCUCAAGUUCGUGGCCCGCAACUACCUGGAACCUGCAAUACUGGAGUAACCGCUUCCUAAACAUUUUGCAGAAGUGUAAGGGUGUUCCGUUGCGUGCAUGUGCGUUUUUAGCAACACACCUGCCAGCCCUCUGCAUGAUUGAUGUUGGGGUUCCCAGCUCCUUGUGUGUAGUGUGGAGGAAAUGUGUGUUACCAUUGGGGUUUCUGACUUUUCAAAAUAAUUACAAAUGUACAACUAGAAAGCCUCUCCAGAGAAGUUUGGUUUCUUUGCUGCAAGAACAAUGAGGUUCUGAAACCUCCCAAGAGUUUGGAUACCGUCGGCCAAGUCUCCACAUUUCUCUGUGCUGUCAGCUUAUCCAGAUGUGCACUGUUGAGUUGUAAUGCAUGCCUUCAGCUCAAGUAGCCAGCGUUUCCCUGCAGUGACCUUGAAACCUGCUACUUUUUAAUCGGCCCUGUACAGUUUGCUUAUUUAUAAAUUCAUGGAAACACUACAGGUAUUGAAUGGUUAAAAUGUAGGCCUCCAGUUCAUAACUUCAGUUAUUCUGAGUGUGCAGACAGCUAUUUUGCACUGUAUUAAAUGUAACUUAUUUAAUGAAAUCAGAAGUAGACAGAUGUUGGUGCAAUACAAACAUUGUGAUGCAUUUAUCUUAAUAAAAUGCUAAACGUCAGUUUAUCACAACGCAUGUCUGACUGUAGACUGUAAAUAGCGAUCGGUUUGUUUCUGUGCUGGUACCAAGCGUCGCACAGAACUGAUUUCAGGUAAAUAAAUCUAUUCUACAAUAAA
Molecule: messenger RNA, 4328 nt
Organism: Oryctolagus cuniculus (rabbit)
Lineage: Eukaryota; Metazoa; Chordata; Mammalia; Lagomorpha; Leporidae
Gene: ATP2A2
Product: ATPase sarcoplasmic/endoplasmic reticulum Ca2+ transporting 2
Biological process (GO): calcium ion transport
Cellular component (GO): membrane
Molecular function (GO): P-type calcium transporter activity; ATP binding; ATP hydrolysis activity
Source: RefSeq, a predicted model, not a curated record